Molecule: messenger RNA, 1392 nt
Organism: Eriocheir sinensis (Chinese mitten crab)
Lineage: Eukaryota; Metazoa; Arthropoda; Malacostraca; Decapoda; Varunidae
Exons: 6
Coding region: 1-1038 (345 amino acids)
Source: RefSeq, a predicted model, not a curated record
AUGUGGUCUGUUUACAUUGUCAGCCAAAAUUUGUUGUUGAAAAUGGCCAUCAACAAAUUUAUACUCUGUGAAAUAAACUAUGGACCUUUUUCUGCAUAUUAUCUUUUGUCAAUAAUGCCGCCAUAUUGUUUUUGUUUUUGUUUACCGAGUUGGUGUUCAUCUCACUUCCCCCAUAGAGCAUUCGAUAAGGUGUGGCACGAGUCUUACUUUCCCCAUAGAGCUUUCGAUAAGGUGUGGCACGAGGCUCACUUCCCCCAUAGAGCUUUCGAUAAGGUGUGGAACGAGUCUCACUUCCCCCAUAGAGCUUUCGAUAAGGUGUGGCACGAGUCUUACUUCCCCCAUAGAGCUUUCGAUAAGGUGUGGAACGAGUCUCACUUCCCCCAUAGAGCUUUCGAUAAGGUGUGGCACGAGUCUCACUUCCCCCAUAGAGCUUUCGAUAAGGUGUGGCACGAGUCUCACUUCCCCCAUAGAGCUUUCGAUAAGGUGUGGCACGAGUCUUACUUCCCCCAUAGAGCAUUCGAUAAGGUGUGGCACGAGUCUCACUUCCCCCAUAGAGCAUUCGAUAAGGUGUGGCACGAGGCUCACUUCCCCCAUAGAGCUUUCGAUAAGGUGUGGCACGAGUCUCACUUCCCCCAUAGAGCUUUCGAUAAGGUGUGGCACGAGUCUUACUUCCCCCAUAGAGCUUUCGAUAAGGUGUGGCACGAGUCUUACUUCCCCCAUAGAGCUUUCGAUAAGGUGUGGCACGAGUCUAUACAUUCCCUCCCUUCCUCACCUUCAUCGAUCUUGAGCGCCAAAACACUGAAGAACAGAACCCACUCCUAUGUUUCCAGUAAGUUCCAGUCAUUAUCUUUUCCUUCCCCUCAAUUCUCCAUAUUUGUAUUCUCCUUGAUCAUCUUUUUCUCCUCCACGUCCUCCUCCUUUUUAUUCCUAUAUUUCUACUUCUUCUCCUUCUGUUUCUCUUCCUUUCUCUUUAUUACACAAGUGACAAGGCUUGUAAUUAUUUGUAGUAGAUUGUACGUAGACUAUAUAGCGAGGUGACUGACGAUAAUCAAGGACAUUAGCGAGUCAUCUACAUCUUUACUUGUCCAAUUGUAAACACCGUCUGAACACACUGAAGUCAGAAUUUGGACAUAGUAUAAAAUGAUCACAUUAAGUUCUUGUGUGUGUGUGUGUGUGUGUGUGUAGCGAGUGAGAUUCGUGCAUAUGGCAGCGUACGCAAUGCCAAGCUAAGUCUAUAUACACCAGGUCAAGUCACACGCAGGUUUGUGGGAGGAGACACGGCCGAGGCGUGGCUUAUGCGUGACGUCGCUUGGAGCCAAACUAGAGAAUGUAGAAACAGGGAUUUAGAGAAAACGAGGAAAGGCGGACUAAUUUAAAUCAAUCACUUCAACA